UGGGAUAGGCUGGGAGUUUGGUUGGAGCCGUCAGCGGGUCGGGACAAGGCACAAGAAAAGAGGGGGCAAAGCGGCGUUAGCGAAGAAACCCGACCGACUCCUAACUUCUGAACGUUGGACAGGAAAUUGUAGCUUUACGGAAAACGGCGUUUGCUGCAAUCAGAGCCCACGGACCUGAUGACAAAGGAGCGUCGCGUCGGAAACUUUUUCCACCGGGUGUGAUCGCUCCCAAAAAAAGCCCAGCAGGGAAUUCUGUGCUUUCUUUUUUUAACGGAACCGCAAAAGAAGAGGACAUCAUGCCACGGCGCACCGUGCACGAAGUAACUGUGCAAGAUGUCCAGAAGCGAAGGAAUCCGAACAAACACUACGUUUACAUCAUCAAAGUGUCCUGGAGCGAUGGCAGCACAGAAAUCAUUUACAGACGUUACAGCAAGUUCUUUGACCUGCAGAUGGAGCUGCUGGAUAAAUUCCCAGUGGAGGGAGGCCAGAAAGACCCAAAGCGCAGGAUCAUUCCUUUCCUACCAGGUAAGAUUCUGUUCAGAAGGAGCCACAUCAGAGAUGUUGCGAUGAAAAGACUAAGGCCCAUCAAUGAAUACUGCAGGGCCCUCAUUCAACUGCCAGUUUACAUCUCCCAGUGCGAAGAGGUCAGAGUGUUUUUUGAGACCAGACCUGAAGACCUCAACCCACCCAAGGAGGAACCCAUUGGAAAGAAGAAGUCAGGGUUUGUGGAGAGAGCGACUACUUUCCUAAAGCGAGGAGAUUCCACCUCAGCAGACCCUCUCCUUCUCGACCAGUACGUGGCAGUAACAGACUAUGAAAAGCAGGAGAGCUCUGAGAUCAGCCUGCACGUGGGCCAAGUGGUGGAGGUCAUUGAGAAAAAUGAGUCGGGGUGGUGGUUUGUGAGCUCAGAAGACGCUCAGGGCUGGGUUCCUGCCACCUGCCUUGAGGCACAAGAUGAUCCUGAUGACUUCACAAUCCCCGGGGAAGAAGAAGAGAAGUAUUCAGUGAUUUACCCGUACUCGGCCAGGGACCAGGAUGAAAUUGACCUGGAGAGAGGCAUGGUGGUCGAGGUCAUUCAGAAGAAUCUGGAAGGCUGGUGGAAGAUCAGGUACCAGGGCCGUGAGGGCUGGGCCCCAGCCUCCUACCUAAAGAAGACUGACAUUCAGAUCCAGAAGCAGUCAGCAGGCGCUUCUGCUCAUGCCAGUACGAACGACCUAGACGGGUUUUCUAAACAAAACCAGCAAAACAACGCAGCUAAAGAGAACCGAGACAACAGCCAGAAAGAAAACAGGCUCUCAUUUUUCUCUGAUAGCAAAAGCAAAAUAGGAUCGAGACACAGACCUCCUCCACGCAGAGAUCUUACCAUUCCACGUGGUGCAAACCUACCAAAGCCACCCAUUCCUCCUCAGGUUGAGGAAGAGUUCUACACCAUAGCCGACUUUCAGACCACCAUCCCUGAUGGCAUCAGCUUCCAAGCUGGAGUCAAAGUCGAGGUGAUAGAGAAGAAUGCAAGUGGUUGGUGGUACAUUCAGAUAGAUGAGAAAGAAGGCUGGGCACCUGCCACCUUUAUCGACAAGUACAAGAAGACCAGUAAUGCUCUUCGACCCAAUUUCCUUGCCCCGCUGCCCAAUGAGAUGGAGAAGCUGAGGCUGGAAAAUGAUGGUUCAUCCAAUGCUUCAGAUGACAGCUGGUCUAAGCCUUUACCAGAUGAGCCAACCACAGCUCCCGAGUCCUGCGCCCGGCCUAAGCUGAGAGAUUGGAAGUCCAAUGCCAGCAAAGGUGCCUCUGCAUUCUCUGGGCCUUUGCCCCCAGCCCCAGCUGCCCCUCCAGUUGAGGAGAAACCAGCUCUGCCACCUCGAAGGGAGUCCAUCAAUAAGAGCUUUGAACUGGAAGUGGCAGAGAAACCAAGACCUGACCAUUCCAAGCCUUUGCCCCCAAAACCCCCAGGUCCUGGGGUCAUUAUGCCACUGCCACCCAAGGCAGCCCCCUUCAAACCUGACAAACCCCCAGAGUCCAAGAAAGAAGAUAAGAGCAAAGCUCUUCACCUUCGGAAUGAGAUGGGUCUUGAAUGUGGCCACAAGGUUUCUGCCAAAGAGGUGAAGAAGUUUAAUCUGAAACCUGUACCUAAACAGCCACCAAAACCCAAGCCAGAGGUGCAGGAAGAGAAACCAGAGGCAGCUGGCCCAGCAGUGUUGAUGAAGCCCAAGCCAGUUCUCCGACCUAAACCUGUGCCGGCUGCCAAGCCAGAUCCCCCAGCAGAGAACAAACUGGACAUUACUAACCUGAGAAGCAAGUUGAGGCCAUCAAAACCAGCUGAUCUCGGUUCUGCAUCAGCAGAGGUGAACCAUCAGAAUGACAGCUCAGCAGCAGUAAACAGUUCCCACCCAAGUUCCCCCCCAAGUUCUCCCCCGAUCCAUAUCCCAACUCUCAAUAAUGGUAAGUACUCCGAUGAGCCGAAACUCCCCCCAAAACACAUUAAUGGUCAUAGCCACGAGAGUUCAUCACCACCUGCAAAACCAGCAGUUCCUCCCCACAAGGAACCUCCUCAGAGACCUCCUGCCAUGGCUCCAAGGAGACCUCCUCCUCCAAAGAAAACCGACCCAUCAAGCCCAACCGAACCCAAACCUCCACCUGCUCUAAAAGAAGCCCAGGACGUUCCCAAGGUUGGACCACCACCACUCAGCAGACCCCCUCCCCCAAAACCCAAAGGGUUUGUUCAACCACCUCCAAACAAAGAAAAAGAAGAGCCCAAAGUAAAUAAAGUCCCGAUUCCUCCCAAGCCCCAGCUGAAGAGUGAGAAGCCUGGACCGCCCAAGGACAAGCUCCCACCUUUACUCAAGGAGCCCAGUAAGGAUGAGCUGUAUCUAGCGGUUGCAGACUUUGAAGGGGAUGAGCAAACAUCUGCCUUCAAGGUGGGUACAGUGUUUGAGGUCCUGGAAAAAAACAGCAGUGGCUGGUGGUUCUGUAAAAAUGUAGGAGAAGAAGCCGAGGGCUGGAUCCCCUCGAAUUACCUGAGCAAGAAACCUUAGGUAGUGAACAUGCUCUCAAAUAUCACCAUAUCAAAAAAACAAAAAAAAAAGGAGGAAAAUAAGGAUUUAAAUGAACAAAAUAUCACUAGUUUCUUGCUACUUAGCAUUGUUUUAUUUAUAGGUACCUUUUUUUAUUGAUGUUUUCUUAUGUUUAAUUUUGAUAAAAAAUAAAAAAUAUUCUACCUACCAACUGAACCAGCAAUAACACAUGACCUUGUUGGGUUUUGUGAUGUUUACCUAUUUUUGUUUUUAAUAGAUAUUAUACGAACUCUUAGGUAAAAUGUUACUUCCUUCUGUUGCCAUAUGCUCGUCACAGCCUGUGUCAGUCGUGCCAUUACUCAGGCUAGACACUAGAAAAGCAGUAAAUGUAUCCACACCCUUGCCUUUUAUGAUAUAGUGCCUCAAUAUUUUAUGCAAAUUGCUUCAGUGCUUAAUAAACUGUAUGCAACUGUAGACAUAGUCGUUGUUGGAAUCUUGAAAUCAUUUGACAAAAAAAUCAAGUAUCUACAUCAAAGGAGUAUAGACUAGAUGUUCAAAUCCUGCCAGUCUCUCCCCAGCAGUAGAGAAAAACAAACCCUAAUCCCGUAGAUAAAGACUGCACAUGAACUCUCUGGGGGAGUUCAUUGACUACAUCUGGGCUUUCAAGUGCUUUUAGCAGAUACUACAAGAUAUGUCUUUGUCAAGUAGAAGUGCUGUUUGUUAUACUAGAAAUAUGCAUAUUGUUUUUUGUUUUGUUUUUUUCCUGCUAUUGUAAUGCUUUUCUUCAGUGACUGCAUAAUUAAUGUUGCAGUCACUUGUAACAGAUGUGCACUUUCAGUCAAGUCAGUUGAGGUAAAUUUUAAGGUUUGCACACACUGAAGGAAAGGGGAAGAAUGCCACGGUGCAUUUGUCAUGUUUUUUUUUUGUUUGUUUGUUUUUUUUAAUCGUCACUAUAACAAAAUAUCCACCUCAAUCGACAAUAUAUAAAGAUGAGGCUAGAUUAUCCAAACCGAGAUGUCGAGCAAAAGCUCCAGGUCUCUAUAUAUGUUAACAUAAUCAUGUUAUCUCACACAAAAAUUCAUUUGUAAAAUGUGAAUUGCAGAGCACAUCUGACCAUACAAAUUAAAGCUCUACAGUGAUUUGUGCAAUGAUUUACAGUAUUGUAAGUGUACAUUCUGUUCUUAACCGAAGUUUGGUGCUCAAAUAACAACAAAGAAUGACCAUUGUAUAAAAAUAAUGUUUUACAAUAAUGCUUGACUGGUCUCAAGCAUGGUCAGUAUAGCAAAUUAUUUUUAUUGUACAGUAAUGAGAGUCAUAUCUUAACUGUUGUCGCUUUUCUUUAAUGAUCCAUCUUUUAUUUAGUUGUUCUUUUCUUUUUCCUAUAUACUUUUUAGAAGGGGUAAAAAAAACAAAAUGUUCAGGAAGGAAUCUGGAUGGUUGAGGUAUGGGAAUACAGAGGAUUUCUAUUUCUGUCAAGAGAUAAAUGAAAAGCAGAUCACUCAAGAAAGGUAUGUGAAACAACUGGCUGCUAAUUUCACAUCAAGUGGUCCAGGAUUUUUUUCUUCAUUAAGUGUUAGGUUUACAAAAUAACUAAUAAUCCUAAAGUAAAGAAACAAUGUAUGUCUGUGGUUCUGGAUAUAAUGAGACAAGGCUACAAGCUGUAACACUGAUUCUGUUCUGCUUCUAGUUGCUAUAAUCUUACACCACCUUCCAGUCAUAUUUUACACAGAAAAUAACAGUAUGUUACCAACUAGUGGGGGGAGAAAAGAGAAACAAUUUAAAAUAUGCCUAAAAUCGCAUUGUUCUGGUGUGUUUUAUGUGAACAUGGGCAGGAAGGUACAGACAGUACAAGGCAAAUGUAUGGGUUAAAAUGGUGUUGUUAUUUCAGUAUUGUAAACUAUUUACUUUUUUUGCUAUGUAUUUUUCAUUACAAUGAGUCUGCUUUUGCUUUAAGUCAAUAAAAGUUUCUGAUUUUUCA
This is a messenger RNA of Stegastes partitus (bicolor damselfish), 4986 nucleotides long. RefSeq names its product SH3 and PX domains 2B (gene sh3pxd2b). The transcript has 14 exons. Gene Ontology annotation, biological process: superoxide anion generation. Bases 297 to 3029 code for a protein of 910 amino acids. Gene Ontology annotation, cellular component: cytoplasm. The record is from RefSeq and is a predicted model, not a curated record. Gene Ontology annotation, molecular function: phosphatidylinositol binding; protein binding; superoxide-generating NADPH oxidase activator activity. NCBI's taxonomy places the organism in Eukaryota, Metazoa, Chordata, Actinopteri, Pomacentridae.